Molecule: messenger RNA, 1336 nt
Organism: Acyrthosiphon pisum (pea aphid)
Lineage: Eukaryota; Metazoa; Arthropoda; Insecta; Hemiptera; Aphididae
Gene: sC1q-VP
Product: C1q-like venom protein homolog
Molecular function (GO): protein binding
Source: RefSeq, marked validated
AUUAUUCUUUGUAGUUUGAACUAAAAGUAUGUAUAGGACAAGUAUGUUAUGGUUGUGUACUCUACUGUGGUCAGUUGGACUAGCAGUCACACCGAUACCAUCGCGGUCACCAGAAAAAAAUAAUAAUGUUGACUGUACAGGAUCCAUUGCAUUUACAUCGACUGGGAGUACAUCAGUCCAUUCUACAGGUUUGGUAGCAUAUAAACAGAAUAUUGUUAACCUAGCUGUUACAUGGGAUCGUGAGGUUGGUGUAUAUACGUGCGCUUGUUCUGGCCUCCAUCAAUUUUCUUUCUCUGGUUCCACUGAAGAAAACACAAGGAUGGUGUUGAAGAAAAGAUUAAACAACGGUAAGCAGUGGUCACCAAUAAUAGCGACGAAACCAGGUGGUGGAUCAGCUACAAUACUUUUGGAAGUAGAAAGUGGAGAUCAGGUAGCUGUAUAUUUGGAUGGGAAUCCAAAAAAAUUCAAUGCUAGACACGAACAAGACAUAGAUGUUACAUCGUUCAGUGGUUACAGAAUAGCAAAAUAAAAUAAAGUGUUGUUUUACUUAUUUAUAAAAAAAUAUAAAAUUUGUAAUAGUAUUAAAUAACACCUAAAAUUUAAAAAAAAAAAGAAAGAUUUUAAGCUUGAAAAUUGCUGUGUAAACACUAAACAGCAAUAUUUACUGAAAAUCUUAAUUUGAUUUUUCAAAAAUAUUAUUUAUAGAUACCUAAAGAAACAUUAACAACAUUUUAAUAUGCUGUCUGUGUAACUGGUAAAUAAUAGUUAGUAAUACAUUAAAAAUUGAUUUAAUAUAUCAAAUAUUAAAUAUGAAGUAUUAACACAUACACACAAGUAAUAAAGAUUAAAAAUAACAUAGGAGACAUUAUCUUAUUAUCAACAAAUCAAUUACCACAGAUUUAAAAACAAAACAUUAUUUUAAAUAUUUAAAUGAGUAACCAUUUUUAAUAGCUAGAUAGAUAGAUAUUUUAUUUAUUAUUAUUAUUUCAAAUAAUAAUUAAUUUAUACGUUUAUUUGCAUUAACUAUCUAUAGUAAGUAUAUAAUAUAUUCACAAAUAAGUAUUUAAAUAAACUAUUGGCAAUCAAUUUUAAAAUUAAGAUGAUAUUUGGUGGUAAUUAAUAAUCAGUAAUAUUCUAGACUGUAAAAAAGUUAAAAAUAUAAAUAAAAUAAUUUUUAAUUUGUUACCCAUAAAAUUCAUAAAUAUAUCAAUAUAGUUUUGUUAUAUUUAUUUUUUAUUAUUAGAAAUUGUAAAUCUAAUAACUUUUUGUUUAAACUAAUUGUAUUUGAUUUCUCAAUAUGUUUGUCUAAUAAAUAUUGUUAAAAAGUAAUAACGCA